AUAACAGUAAUCGUAUUUUCCUUUGAGACAUCAUUGACAAGGUUAGAUGCGAAUCCUGGUAUUUAUUUUGGCCUUAGAAGAGAUUGGAGACGUGAACCAAUUCAGGGCCCAAAACAUACCGAUCACGCGUUACGCUCCUGGAUAUUUGUGCAGCUCUGAUCCGAAAGAGGGGAGCCAUCCACUAUGGCCGCCACAGAAGGCAGGCUACGAAAGAAAUGUGGCACCGCUUUUCCCUUAGUACGGACUUAGACUGCUCUAAGUGCCGGUCGCACAUAUUGGUGUCCGACAACGUUUUCCCUCGUGUGACAGAAAGACAGACAGUUUCUCGUAGAAGCUCCCAAGUAAAAGCCAGUGUUGGCAAUCGUGUCUACGUCGAUAUUAUACUACAGGCUCUCACGGUGAUCAGACGUAGUGUAACCGAAUGCCCAGACUGUCGUGCUGUUACAAAUCUGGAACAGUCCCGAGUGAUUUUCCAAGCACUUCUAGAGACACCGGAGCUAGUGUCAGCUGCCUUAUACAUCCUAAGAAGUCUUACUGUUUAACACCUGUGACACUAGCCACGAGGAGCACU
Messenger RNA from Cephus cinctus (wheat stem sawfly), 571 nucleotides. RefSeq lists its product as uncharacterized. NCBI's taxonomy places the organism in Eukaryota, Metazoa, Arthropoda, Insecta, Hymenoptera, Cephidae. Bases 216 to 542 code for a protein of 108 amino acids. The transcript has a single exon. The record is from RefSeq and is a predicted model, not a curated record.